AUGCUGAUUUAUGAACGACAGAGAGAAGAAUUAAGACGACAGAAAUCGAUCUUCAAACAACAUCAUUUAACAGAUGCAGAAUUAGAUAAACAACAAAAUAAUUUACAUUAUAGAAGACCCACCCAAAAAAGUUUAUCAAGACAAGCAGAAAGCAGUAGAGUCUCGGAACCAACCAUUCCAGCUAACAAUAGUUUCACUUUCAAAAAAUCAAAUUCUCCUACUGAUAAAAUUCGAAAUGUGCAUCCUAAUUUAAUGUUUCAGAAUGAGUUCAAUUAUGAUAAUAAGGAAACAAAUAGUGGGCCAAAAAUACAUCGAAGACUUGCAAUAAAACCACUUCCUAAAAGGGUAUCUGUACAUGGAGCUUUUAAUAAUCAACCAGGUGAUUUAGUAUUGGAUAAUCUAUUUUCGUUGAAUCCAACUCCAUCAGCUUCAAAAAAACCGGAACAAUUAAGGCCAAAUACACCAUCUGUGACAGAACUACAACCAACAUUGAAAACGGAUUUCUUUCGUCGACCGUAUGUAGCAAAUUCAACAAAACAAAGUGAGUCGCAAAUUCAUCGUUUUACAAUUCCUAAUCAAAAGAGUAAAAGUGCUUUACAACUACAGACUACUUCAGAUAUCGAAUCGGAGCUAGUGUCUAAGAGUGCAACUAAUACAAAUUUAUUAACUACUCAAGCAAAAAAAUUGAAUUUGCCAAAGCCUUCAACAUCAAAUAACAAUAAAUCUAUUGGAUCUCCACAGUAUUAUUCACCUGUCGAAGACGAUUUUAUUGAUGAUUUUGAUCCUCCUACACCUAAAACUAAAACACCAAUAGAUAUAAAUUUCAGUUCACCAUCAUCUCCUGAUAUGUUUAAACUUACAACCUCAAAGAAACAAAUAUCAUCAUCAAGGAAUACACAAAGUCAAGCUAAAAAAAGUAUACAACGAGAUAAAAUUCCUCGAACAACAUAUCCAAUUUCGACUCAAUCGUCAAAUAAUAGACAUACCUCUUCAAUUUCAACUCAACGAUCAAAAGCAGCACUACCUAAUUCACAACGAACCACUUUAACACAACAUAAUAAUCCAGUUUCAUUACAAAAAUCUCUUAAGGAGCCUAAUGUGCCUGAUAGAAAACGAUCUAGACCAAAUCAUACUGCUGAACGAAAAGUAAAGUAUCAAAAAAGUGCCAAUUUAUUAAUUCGAAAGUUACCACUUACAAGAUUAAUCAAAGAAAUAAAGUUAGAACUGAUUGGUCCUGAUGUUGGUGUAAUAUGGCAUUCAAAUGCAAUAUUAGCAUUACAGGAAGCUUCAGAAUCAUUUCUUGUUCAUUUAUUAGAAGAUUCAAAUUUAAAUGCGAAUUAUGCUCAACGAUUAACUAUAAUGAACGAAGAUUUAGAAUUGGCAAAACGAAUAAAAGGGGGGAAAUAA
Insectozyma verbasci is the source of this 1407-nucleotide messenger RNA. The record is from the annotation of a GenBank genome assembly. Lineage: Eukaryota; Fungi; Ascomycota; Pichiomycetes; Serinales; Debaryomycetaceae.